Messenger RNA from Drosophila innubila, 2109 nucleotides. RefSeq names its product arginine/serine-rich coiled-coil protein 2. The transcript is spliced from 3 exons. NCBI's taxonomy places the organism in Eukaryota, Metazoa, Arthropoda, Insecta, Diptera, Drosophilidae. The record is from RefSeq and is a predicted model, not a curated record. Bases 788 to 2095 code for a protein of 435 amino acids.
GUGUGAGUAUGUGUGUGUGUGUGUGUGUGUGUAUGUGCAGCAGCUGUUCAUGGCAUUUAUGAAUUUAUUGGUGUCGGAGUCAAGGUUGUUGUAAUUACUCUCUAUUAGCAACUAUUUUAAUCCUAAUUCUUAUUUCGUAUUCGUAUUUUGUUAUUAAUACGUAAUUAAGCUUACAACUUUUAUGCAACCUUUAUAUUUAUAUAUGACUAAAAUAUACCAUUUUGUUAUUGUUAUUAUUAUGUAAACAAACCAAAACCAAACCAAAAACAAAAGAAAGCAAAAAAAAAAAUGAAAAAGUCUCGACCUCGACCUAGACUUGAACCGCAUCGCGACCUCGACUUUGACAUACAUACUUACAUCAGGACUGAUGUUACAAUAAACCAAUAGACGCGACAGUUUUAGAGUUAUUAGAGUUGUUCCAACGCGCCCAACAGGGUAUGUGUGUGUCCCACUCCUUUAACUCCUUGAAACACACACUCUGACCGCAUGGUUGCGACAAAGAGAGAAAGAUGAUCGAGACGCAUCAAUGUGAGUAUUGCCACAAAUAAUAACAAUAAAAACAAAAAAAAAAAAAAAAAACAAAAACUUAGCAUAUUUAAUCUACACAUUUAUCAACCAACAACUAUCAACUGGAAAUAUCGCCCCCACACAAUGUGAGAUCAACGUAGCGCAAAAGCUUUACAUCUUUUCCAGCAUCGGAGCAGUCGACAAAUCUAAUAAACAACAACAAGAACAACAUCAGCAGCCAGAAACAAUUUAAUCGCAUCCGCAUGGACAAUCUACAAGAAUGGGACAAGAACGAGUCGACGCAUCUUUUGAGGCACACGGACGUGGCCGACAGCGCGACUCAGAGCGUAACAGGGAUAAGGAUCGCGACAAGGAUCACAGCAAGAGCGAUCGCCAUCAUCGCACCAAAGAGAGCAACAAGGACAGUGAUUAUAAGCGUGAACGCGAUCGUGAGCGUGAGGAUCGUCGUCAUGGCAAUGGCAGUGGCAGCGGCAGUGGCAGGGACAGGGACAGAGACAGGGAUAGGACGGCAUCACGUCAUCAUCACAAUAAGGAGACACGCUAUAGCGAUAGCUCGCGCUCACAUAACUCAUCCACCACAUCCUCGACGUACAAAUCUCAGUCGCAGCAGCAUUCGCAGCGUCGCUCCUAUGACGAGCGCAGUCGUCGUCGCCGAGAUUCACGUUCCCGCUCUCGUUCGCGUUCUCGCUCACGUACGCCCGUUGGCACGCCCCCGAAACGCAGACGUCAGUCACCGACUCGGACAUCACGCAAAUAUCGUGGACGCGGAUCCCGUGACUCUAGCAGUCGUUCCCGAUCGCCAACUGAUCGGUCAAAUUCAAAUGCAAACGCAAAUGCAAACAGGCCAAAUGAUGUUGAAUCGCAGUCCAGAGGCAUGUCGUCAACUGGAUUGCUGCUCGGCAAAUCAGGAGCGCCAUCGCUGUCGACUGCAGCAGCUGUUUCAGCUGUUGCUGCUCCCACUACCGCUGGGAGUUUAUCUGUUGGCGGAGGAGCAGGAGCUGGUUUGUUGCCCACACCCAACUAUGCACCCAAGAUACCAUCGUUAAUGUCCUUAGAGUUGAGCACGCCGCCAACUGUUGAGACGCAACCGGCAGCUCUACAGCUGCCAAAAUACUACAAUCCUGGAAUUAUCAACGCCAAUCGAUAUGCGGAGCAACAGCAGAAGCGCAAGCUUCUUUGGGGCUCUAAGAAGAGCGAAGACUCGGCCAACAAAUGGGGCAAUGCUCAUUUCUCUCAAGACUCGGAUGGCAAAGUGGCAUCCAAGUUUAUGCGAUUGAUGGGCAUUAAGAAUACCAAUAAUAACAAUAAUAAUAACGACAACAGCAGCAUAAAUAGCAGCAGCAGCAACAACAACAACAGCAACAGCAACACUGAUAACAUGGACGAAUCAGCGACAGAGCCAAGUAGCAGCAAUGGCAGCAGCAGUGUCGCAUCUGUCCCCACAGAUGUCCAGCUUCGUCAACGCAUGUUCUCCAACAUGGAGCAACAAUAUGAGGUGGCUCGUGCCGCCACACACACAAUGCGGGGCGUGGGACUUGGAUUUGGCUCUCAGCCACGUAGCUAUUGAAGAUGAAGAUGAAG